AUGCCUCAUCAGGCCCAAAAGCCAAUCGCGCCAUCGUCCCUGCGAGGGGCACGCCCAUUGGCUCUGGCACUGGAAUCCGACCUCGUGGUGUUCUCCCCCAACGGGCGAUUGGUCUUCCAGCUGGUGCUCUGGCCGACGGUGAUCGCCGGCGUGAUCGGCAACGGCGCCGUGCUCUGGCGCAUCCUCGUGCUGCCUGGCGGCAGGUUCGCCCUCCUCAAGCCCUUUUACCGAUGCGCCCUCGUGAGUUUCGCCGUCUCGGAUCUGGUCCUGCUCGUCGCCUCGGGGGUCCACACCCUGGCGAAGCUCAGUUGCACGGCCACUCUACUCUGGACCCUACCCGGCUGGAGUUGCGCCGCCAUACCCUUUCUGCAGACGUGCGCCAUCGUCGCUGGAUCCUUCGUUUUGGCCUCCGUCGCGGUAGAUCGCUACAGAGCACUGAUACCGGAUUACCCGAGAAGCGAAGGGCCCACGUGGUUCCACGCCGUAUUCUUCAACGGGUUCGUCUGGCUCUUUGCCAUGGCGGUGUCUUACCCCGUAGUCGGAAUAUACGAAAUCGACGUGAUCACCGUCGUCAGAGAGGAUUCUACCGUGUACGACGGUCGCUUGUGUUCUACGGACCAAGAGCACACGGCUGUCGUCUACACUGCCCUGUUUGUCGUGAUAUUCGCGCCAUUGGCUUUGGUUUUCUUGCUCGUGCACGUUCUGCUGGCGCUUAACAUUUGGGGUCGUCGACAGAAACAGCAGCAGCAGCGCACCGAUAGGUCGAACGUCGGAAGCGAUUCCCAAAGCAUGGACUUCUCCUCUUCUGCAGUGUCCAGCAGCAGCGCGAAGCAACAACAUCCGAUUCCAUUACCGAACAACCACGCAAAACGCAAAAAGCGCACUGUCAAGGUGAUCCUCGUCCUGAUGGUGGUAUUCCUCGCUGGAAGACUACCCUCGUGGGCGUUUCUCCUGUGCAAGCAACACAUGCGUCUCCCAGGCGGGCUCUGGCACUACCUUCAGACAGCUUUUACGGGCCUCAGUUUGCUCAGCGCAGCCCUCGAUCCCUUCCUCUACGCGUUCCUCUGCGAGGCUCUAUCCCUCGUCGGACUACUGCGCUCUUACUGCGCGAAAGUCAAGGAGUCCGCGACUCAUCCUCGGACUGGGGCUCAUGCCACGAGUGCCGAAAGUCCGGCUGUCAUCGUACCACGGGGUCCUUACAAUUUUUAAACAAUCGGGUUUUCAUUGCCAACACCAUAUUUUAUUUAUUAUAUAUAUAUACGCACAUUUCUACAAUUAAGUGUCUACAAGAUAACCGUUGGUUCAGUUCGUAUAUUAAUUACAAUUUAUCAUGUGUAUACAUAUGCACCGAUGAUCGGUAACGAUUUUUAUUGACAGUGCUUACUAUUUUCGGAAAUAAAUUAUGGAUCGUAUGAUAAUAUUACGUUGAUUUACGUGCCGUUAAAGAUAACGGUUUGUUCACGCGUGCAAGUGCAAGUUUAUUGAAUAAUAUGUCAUGUGUAUUAGGUACUAACGUCAUAUCAAUUAUAUUUAUGUUGUGAUUAUAAGUAUAAAUGCUGAGUUUGAAUUUUAUAUGAUUCGUAAGCUCAUAUGUGUUUCUGAAAAUGUUCAAAGGUAACUUUAAUA
This is a messenger RNA of Copidosoma floridanum, 1626 nucleotides long. RefSeq lists its product as uncharacterized. NCBI's taxonomy places the organism in Eukaryota, Metazoa, Arthropoda, Insecta, Hymenoptera, Encyrtidae. Gene Ontology annotation, cellular component: plasma membrane. Gene Ontology annotation, biological process: G protein-coupled receptor signaling pathway. The record is from RefSeq and is a predicted model, not a curated record. Gene Ontology annotation, molecular function: G protein-coupled receptor activity.